AUGACGCGUGGGAGAAGGCGCCUGCCCGCGGCCGCGAAACUCCUCCUCGCGACUGCCGCCUUCUUGCUCGUGACGGCGGCUUUUCUACUGCGGCACUCUCUCGAUCCUCUCUACAUCAUCAUCAAAGGAUAUCACGGAUUUCACGGAUAUCACGGACACGACGCGGACAGGACGUUCGUGACCGGCCAUGACAGAUUUGUGCUGCACCCCGACAACCACGCCGACCGCGACGCCUACACCUUCAAGAACCACUGGAGGAUAACAUCGGGCUACAGACGCCCAGAUGGCGUCCUCAAGCGCGUAUAUCUCGUCAACGAUGCUUUCAUCGGACCGACCAUCGAGGUUCGCCCUGGCGAUCGCUUGAUCAUCACCGUGGAGAACGCCCUCGAAGAUGAAGAGACCGUAUCCUUGCACUGGCAUGGUUUGUCGAUGCGUGGCGCCAACGACAUGGACGGGGCCGCGGGAAUCACGCAGUCUCCCAUAGCAGCAGGGGGCUCCUUUACAUACGACUUCGUCAUCGAUAACGAUCAGCACGGCACGUUCUGGUGGCACGCCCAUGAUGGAGUUCAGAGGGCUGAUGGUCUUUAUGGCGGCCUGGUGAUUCACCAAACGGGGCCACGUUCUGCAGUCUUUGAGGAAGAGCGUCUGCUCCUGAUUGGCGAUUGGUAUCACCGCUCCGCAGAAGAUGCUCUUCGCUUCUACAUGCAUCCUGGCGCCUUCGGACUGGAGACCAUACCAGACUCAAUUCUGCUGAACGGACAAGGGCACUUCAACUGUGCAGAUGCUGUGCCUGCUCGCCCGUUGGAUUGCACACGUCCAGACUCGCAAAGGGCGAUAAACCUACAUUCGGCAGACCAGAUCUGGAGAGUAGUCAAUGUUGGAGCCUACGCAGGAUUCAGCUUGUCCAUGUCCCAAGGCGUUAUGGCCGCGCUCGCUGUCGACGGAGGGCAUAGAAUCGCAGGAGCGACCUCAAAAACCGUUGGAGUCCUGCAUCCAGGAGAGCGUGUAAGCCUAAGGGUGGAGCCAUCCUCUCUACAUCGGCCCGAUGCUGAGGGCUUGUCGAUCAUGCUGGAAGAGGACGCUUUCAAGUACCAGAAUCCGGCAUUAACAGCCAAACAAAGCUUCCCUAUCUUUUGGAGAGACGGCCUGCUAGACAGCGAGUACUCGCCUCAGGGAGUUUACGAACAAUUCGAUGUUCAAUCUGCUCAGCCACUCGAACACCAGAAUCGGGGUCUUCCCCAGCAGGCGAACCAAACAAUCGUUCUUUACACCAUUACUCAAAAAUUGGCCAUCUUGGAAAACGAGCCGCACGGCUUCAUCAAUCAUACACGAUGGAUGCCAAGUCAGACUCCCUUGCGCGAGCUUCAGCGUGAGGAAUGGGACGAGUAUCAGUUUGUGCCCUUGAUCAGGUACAACAAAAGCUCUCCAUUGUGGGUCGACGUUGUCCUCAACAAUCUGGACGAAGACUCACAUCCUUUCCAUCUGCAUGGUCACGACUUCUGGGUGUUGUCCCAAUACUCGUCGCCUUUCAAUUGGGGAUCGUACAAUCCAUUCGAAGACGAAGAGCCUCCCGGUGGAAGGUUUGACAUUGCUCAAGCAGUCAAGAAAGAUACAGUCCAUGUUCCGCGCCGCGGCUACGCAAUCCUUCGAUUCCGGGCAGACAAUGGACCAGGCAUUUGGAUGUUCCACUGCCAUGUCUUGUGGCAUCAAGCGAGUGGCAUGUCUAUGGCGUUCGAGGUCAAUUGA
Lecanosticta acicola is the source of this 1746-nucleotide messenger RNA. The record is from the annotation of a GenBank genome assembly. Lineage: Eukaryota; Fungi; Ascomycota; Dothideomycetes; Mycosphaerellales; Mycosphaerellaceae.